This is a messenger RNA of Phyllostomus hastatus (greater spear-nosed bat), 822 nucleotides long. RefSeq names its product GTPase ERas-like. The record is from RefSeq and is a predicted model, not a curated record. The transcript has a single exon. Gene Ontology annotation, molecular function: GTP binding; GTPase activity; GDP binding. The coding region runs from base 1 to 822 and encodes 273 amino acids. Gene Ontology annotation, cellular component: plasma membrane. Gene Ontology annotation, biological process: Ras protein signal transduction. Lineage: Eukaryota; Metazoa; Chordata; Mammalia; Chiroptera; Phyllostomidae.
AUGAAAGCGAGAACUAGUCAGCUUCUUUUUUGUUGCUUCUUUAAAGUUCAUAUUGAGAGCUGUGGUGAGUCCGGGUCUCAGCGCAUCUUCCUCUCCCAGGACGGAGGGCCUGCUGUCCACAUCUCUUCAGUGAGCAAGGCACUACCAAAAAAGUCUAGUAUGCUUGAUCCUGGCCUGGGUACAUGGAACCCAAGUGCCCUGGAGGAGAGCUACAGUGCUCAGGCACCUUCCAGAGGUGAUGGCAAGAAGCUGCCAGAAUACAAGAUGGUGGUUGUGGGUGCAAGUGGUGUGGGCAAGAGCGCACUGACCAUCCAGCUGAACCAUGAGUGCUUUGUGGAAGACCAUGAUCCCACCAUCCAGGAUUCCUACUGGAAGGAGGUGAUCCUGGAGCAAGGCAGCUGCAUUCUGAAUGUGCUGGAUACGGCCGGGCAAGCGGCUCACAAGUCCCUGCGUGAUCAGUGCUUGGCUUCUGGGGAUGGUGUGCUGGGUGUCUUCGCCCUCGAUGAUCCCUCAUCGCUAACCCAGCUGCAGCAGAUGCGGGCCACCUGGAGCCCUCACUAUACCCGGGCCCUCGUCCUUGUGGGCAACAAGUGCGACCUUGUGACCACCAGCGGAGAUGCUCAUGCUGCUGCUAUAGCCCUUGCCAAGAGCUGGGGGGUCCCUUUCGUGGAGACCUCGGCUAAAACACGGCAAGGUGUGGAGGAGGCCUUUUCCUUGCUCAUCCAUGAGAUCCAAAAGGCCCAGGAGGCUGAGGCAGCAUUACGUGCAGCUAAAGCCCGGCGCCAAAAGGUCAUGUGCAAGUGUGGCUGCUCUGUAGCCUGA